AUGCUGAAUCCCAUCUCGUUCCGACCGGGUCCGGUUGUGUUCUGGACAACUCUUGUUUACCUUGCUCUGUUGAUACCCCUAGUAAUAAUCAAUGAAUCCGUACCUUCACCACCAGGCGAGAUUCCAGCAGCUGGACUCAACCUCACCGAAGCUUGGCUUGACCUCACUACUCUGACCCAAGGUUACCACCCCUACAAUAGCCGGAAGAACGAGGAAGUUCGCGACUGGCUUUUAUUGAGAAUACAAGAGAUCCUGGAUCAGAAUGGCGUAUCGUGGGCAUCGGACCUCUCUGGAGAACCUCUCAGUUACGGCGUUACCGUUUUCAACGAUAUGGCCUCGAACUACAGCGGUGCAAUGUCUUCAGGUCAACUUGGUAGCAAAGCCCCAAAUGGGAGUUCUGGAGAGCCGGCAGCCUACUUCGAAGGGACGAACAUUCUGGUAUACAUUCGGGGGACCGACGACGACGAGGGGAGAUGGUGGGAAUCCGGAAACGGCGCAGGAGAGGGGGCACACAGCAAAGGGGUGACGUUGGUCAAUGCCCACUAUGACUCUGUCUCGACCGGAUACGGCGCCACGGACAAUGGAGUGGGUGUCGUUUCGGUCUUGCAAAUAAUCAAAUACUUCACGACUCCCGGACACCAACCCAAAAAAGGCAUUGUGGCCCUCCUUAAUAACGGCGAGGAGGAUUUCCUUUACGGAGCUCGAGCGUUUGGGCAGAGCCCGCUCCUGCCCUUCGUCCACACGUUUUUGAACCUUGAGGGCGCUGGUGCCGGGGGAAGAGCCAUCCUCUUCCGGACAAGCGACCAAGAAGUCACCGCGGCAUACGCCAAGACCAACAACCCAUUUGGAAACGUCAUUGGCUCCGACUCCUUCAGCCUCGGAUUCAUUCGAAGCCAGACGGAUUAUGUCGUCUUGAACGGCAUUUUUGGCCAGCGAGGCCUGGACCUGGCCUUCUUCAAGCCCCGAGCCCGGUAUCACACCAACCAAGAUGAUGCUAGGCACACUUCCCAGGCCAGUCUGUGGCACAUGCUGUCUGCUGCCAUCCAUACUAUGGUUAACCUCUCCGGCGACACCGGCAACACGUUCGUGGGCCCGAGACGUGAUGGCGAUCGCGGUAAGGUCCAGAAUGGCCGCCCCAGCGAUGGGGUUUGGUUCGACCUCUUCGGCAAAGGCUUCGUCUUGUUCAACUUGCGAGGAAUGUUCGCCUGGUCUCUUACGAUCCUGAUUGUCACUCCGUUGGCUCUUGUCCUCUUGACGUAUUUCCUCGUCAAGGCUGACAAGUAUUACUUCUUCACAACCAAAGUUAAGACCGACGACAAUCCCGACUCUGAGCCAGUGUCGGCCGGGGGACUGAGGGGUUUCUUCCGCUUCCCACUUGCCCUGAUAUUCGCCGUGGCCUUGACUUUGGGUGCUGCUUUCCUGUUGCGCAAGAUCAACCCGUUGAUUAUUUACAGCAGCCAAUAUUCUGUGUGGGCGAUGAUGAUCUCCCUGUUCUACUUUGCCUUCUGGCUCAUCAUGAGAGGCGCCAGCUUUGUCCGGCCCAGCGCUCUCCAUAGGGGCUAUGCACAUAUCUGGCUUUUCCUCAUUGGCUGGGCUAUACUUGUCGCAGUUACCGUUUUUGAGGACAGGUUCAAAAUCAGCUCUGGAUACUUUUUCGUCUUCUUGCAAUCCGCCGUCUUUCUCUCGACAACAAUCACGUUGGCCGAGCUGUUUGCUCUGCCGAAGAGAACUACUUGGGCCCAGCAGGUCCGGGACGAUCGCGAUGCCAGGGAAAGUCUCUUAUCCGGUCACCGCCCGGACGAUCUCAUGGCGCCUACACCGGGAGAGAUUCCGUCGCCGGUAGACCGAGACGGGGAAGACGAUGAGGAGCCAGAAGCUGCCAAUGAGACAACGCCACUCGUCGGCGGGGGCCGGGGGGAGAACUUACGGACGACCUUCGCUACCACUUACCGACGCUCGAUAUCCGCAAUUGCGGACGUGGCCCACCCGACGGAUGACAGUGACCAAAAGCCGUAUGAAGGCGAGCAGUCAUGGUCUGGCAGUCUACCAUCGUGGACUUGGAUGUUGCAAUUUCUUAUCGUGGGGCCGUUCAUCAUCAUCCUUGCUGCGCAGAUCGGUCUUACUUUCACCGACGCUGUCAACCAAACCGGGACGGACGGCUCCAACACCCUCCUGCCUUAUCUCGUCAUUGCCCUGUCCACAAUCCUACUUCUCCUUCCGAUAACUCCCUUCAUACACCGCGUUCCACACCAUCUCCCGGUCUUCCUGCUUGCUGUCUUCACCGGCACAUUGAUAUAUAAUCUUGCUGCCUUCCCCUUCUCUGCCAACAACAGGGUCAAGAUCUCCUUCCAACAGACCAUUGACCUUGACACGGGCGAAACUACCAACCACUUCAAUGGCGUUGAGGAAUAUGUCCGCCUCAUCAUCCCGGAACUACCAUCGUCCGCCGGCAGGGAAGUCUCGUGCGGUCCGUCAACAAAACAGGGCAUCGCGCAAUGCUCCUACGACGGGUCUGCGGUCCCACCAAAUCUUGACAAGAGCCUACCAGACGGCAUCCCGCCCCAGAAGAGGUACGCCGACCUGGUCUCCAUCAACGUCACCCGAGGAGACGGCAACAAGGCCCAUUUCCAGAUCGACGCCGUGGACACCAAGGCGUGCUUCCUCCACUUCAAGAGGCCCGUCAGCGCGUUCAACGUCGUCGGCGGUUCCGGCUGGGAUGACCGGUUUGGUCCCUUCCCCAACCAGGGGGUGGGCCAGCUAAAGCUGUGGCGGAGAGACCCGAAGAGGAGGUGGGAGGUGGAUGUGAGCUGGCCCGACGAGGACGAUAGCGCUGCCGCGUCCGGAUCGGACCUUGUCGAAGACGGCGCACAGGAAGACUCUGUUUGGUCCGACGGCGAGCUGAGGGCCAGGACGUCCGGCCUGGAGGGCUUCGUCAGUUGCCAAUGGAGCGAUGCCAAUGUCCAGGGCGUCAUCCCGGCUCUCGACGAGGCGCUACAGUAUUCUCCGGCGUGGGCCGGUAUCACCAAGUACGCUGAAGGUCUAGUUGAGGGGAAGAAGAGGUUCAUGAUCUAG
Phialemonium atrogriseum is the source of this 3072-nucleotide messenger RNA. RefSeq lists its product as uncharacterized. Gene Ontology annotation, molecular function: metalloexopeptidase activity. Lineage: Eukaryota; Fungi; Ascomycota; Sordariomycetes; Cephalothecales; Cephalothecaceae. The transcript is spliced from 4 exons. Gene Ontology annotation, biological process: proteolysis. The record is from RefSeq and is a predicted model, not a curated record. The coding region runs from base 1 to 3072 and encodes 1023 amino acids.